AUGCAAAGUAUAUCAGGAUACAAUCCACUGAGUGCGUUUCAUGCAGUCAGACUGACAAGGACAAGCGAGAACGAGUACGUUAUUAACUCCGAGUCUGAAAAAGACCAAUUCAAGACAGAGACAAAAGCAAAGUCGUACCAAGUAGAAAUGCUGAAGGCGAAAAGAAACUCGAAAAACAGAGAUGCAGCUCAACAAGCUUUUUUAAUUGGAAUGGCGGCGUCUUUUGGGUAUCAAAUCGACAUCAAUAAAUUGUAUAAAAAGGGGAAAACAACAUCACAACUGUUUACAAUCAACUCAAUUUCUAAGGACAAUAAGUUCCUCUUUAAGACACACGACGUUGUUCCCGAAGUCGAAGACUUGAGGGAUAAAAGAAGGUGCUUGGAUGCAGUGACAAACUCUACUUUACUCGACAUCAUAAUUGCUACAAUCGGUGUUAAAGUCUGCGAAAAGAAGUGUCGUAUUUCUAAAUAUGGAAAUUCAAUUGGGAUGCGAAGAAUUAAGGCUCUUCGAUUCGGAGGAUGUAACUUCUCAACUAAAGAAAUUACUGAAUUUGGAAAUCGGAUACACAACAAUAUCCUGAACCAUAUGGGAACCAAGUCAUGUAUCAUUGAUGACAGUUGCAACGAUAUCACAGCUUUCUUCAGACAAAACAAUGAAAGCGUCUCUUCAAUUGUACAUUAA
Messenger RNA from Entamoeba invadens IP1, 681 nucleotides. RefSeq lists its product as hypothetical. The transcript has a single exon. The record is from RefSeq and is a predicted model, not a curated record. Lineage: Eukaryota; Evosea; Mastigamoebida; Endamoebidae. The coding region runs from base 1 to 681 and encodes 226 amino acids.